UCAGAGCGACCUAUCGUCCUGCUCGCGAGACAGAAAAUAGGAGGGCUUUAGACUAAUCAGGACCUCAGAGGAGUGCGCCCUCCCGAGCGAGGCGUGGAAGACAAGGUGGACAGCAGCGACUAAUCAAUGCACUCGCCUGAUACUACACUCGCCUUCGGAGCGGAACAGUAGCUCGCGUUUGAUUUCACUCGCUCCACUGUGUUAUAUCGUCUCCGAAUGAACAGCCAUGGGGGAAUGGACAAUUCUCGAGCGUCUCCUGGAGGCGGCUGUCCAACAGCACUCUACUAUGAUCGGGAGGAUCCUACUGACAGUGGUGGUGAUCUUCCGGAUUCUAAUCGUUGCAAUAGUAGGAGAGACCGUGUACGACGACGAGCAGUCCAUGUUCGUGUGUAACACUUUACAGCCAGGCUGUAACCAAGCUUGCUAUGACAAAGCGUUCCCUAUAUCUCACAUCAGAUACUGGGUGUUCCAGAUCAUCAUGGUUUGCACACCCAGUCUGUGCUUCAUCACAUAUUCGGUGCAUCAGUCGGCCAAACAGAAGGAGCGGAGAUACUCCAUGGUCUACCUGUCCCUUGACAAAGAUCCCGAUUCAAUGAAACGAGACGACAGCAAAAAGAUCAAAAACACCAUCGUGAACGGAGUACUUCAGAACACAGAAAACUCCACCAAAGAAUCUGAGCCUGACUGUUUGGAAGUGAAAGAGAUCCCCAGUUCAGCCAGGAGAACUACCAAAUCUAAAAUGAGAAGACAAGAGGGCAUCUCAAGGUUUUACAUCAUUCAGGUGGUUUUCAGGAACGCGCUGGAGAUCGGUUUCUUGGUGGGGCAGUAUUUCUUGUACGGAUUCAACGUUCCUGCCGUGUACGAGUGCGAUCGCUACCCUUGCAUCAAAGACGUUGAAUGCUACGUUUCGAGACCCACUGAGAAAACCGUGUUCCUCGUCUUCAUGUUUGCGGUCAGUGGGAUUUGCGUGGUGCUCAACCUUGCAGAACUCAAUCACCUGGGCUGGAGGAAAAUUAAAACGGCGGUGAGGGGGGUUCAGGCCAGGAGGAAGUCCAUAUACGAGAUCAGAAACAAGGACUUACCGCGGAUGAGCAUGCCGAAUUUCGGCCGCACCCAGUCGAGUGACUCAGCCUAUGUCUAAUGUUCCUUCAUGUGGUUCAUCAAAGCAGAGGUGCUCAAUCCUGGUCCAGGAAGACCUCAGGUUGCACAUUUUAGAUGAAUCACCCAUUUUAAGUCUUGGAGCCUCUAUUCUAAAUGAAUAGUUCACUCAAAAAUGACAAUUCUGCCAUCAUUUACUCAACCUGUGUCGA
Messenger RNA from Sinocyclocheilus grahami, 1310 nucleotides. RefSeq names its product gap junction delta-2 protein. The transcript is spliced from 2 exons. Gene Ontology annotation, cellular component: connexin complex. The coding region runs from base 227 to 1141 and encodes 304 amino acids. The record is from RefSeq and is a predicted model, not a curated record. Gene Ontology annotation, molecular function: gap junction channel activity. NCBI's taxonomy places the organism in Eukaryota, Metazoa, Chordata, Actinopteri, Cypriniformes, Cyprinidae. Gene Ontology annotation, biological process: cell-cell signaling.